Messenger RNA from Nelumbo nucifera (sacred lotus), 1940 nucleotides. Its product is annotated as protein SLENDER RICE1-LIKE 1-like. NCBI's taxonomy places the organism in Eukaryota, Viridiplantae, Streptophyta, Magnoliopsida, Proteales, Nelumbonaceae. The record is from RefSeq and is a predicted model, not a curated record.
UUGGCAGGCAGAUCUUACGCCCCCCUCUCUCUCAAACUAACACAAAACCCACCUUCCCCUCUCUUUCGUCUAUCACUUCUUAAACUUCCUUUCCUUCUCGCCUCCUCCUCUUCUCCUCAUUCCUCACUUCUCCUCCCUCUCUCUCUCUCUCGCUUUCCUCUCGCCGGAUUCCGAUAUGCUUCAGGGAUACCGCCAGCACAUUCUUAGCUUCUAAGUAAAAGCAUCACUUAACCAGGGAUGGGACCGUAUGACUCCGGCGCCUCUGCCCCAAGCACCAGCAGCUGCUUGUCUUCAUGCAUGGGAAAAUCUUCGGAACUAGACGGACUUCUCGCCGGCGCCGGUUACAAGGUCAGGUCCUCGGAUCUCCACCAAGUGGCGCAGCGUCUGGAGCGACUUGAGACGUUCAUGGUCAAUGCUCCAACCGAGAUUUCACAGCUCGCCUCCGAGGCUGUACACUACAACCCCACCGACCUCGCCUCCUGGGUGGAGUCCAUGCUCACCGGAAUCAAUCAACCCUUCCCCUCAUCGUCGUCUGAUCUAUCGGGCUUUUCUGAACUCCAUUACUUGGAUGAUCUAGUAAGUCCACCCCUCCACCCGACGGUCGUCACAGACGCCUGGACGGACCAGACUACGCACCAGCAGGAGCCGCAGCAGCAACAUCAGCUGACAGUGGCGACCGCAAUGGAAGAAGAUUCCGGCAUCAGGUUGGUGCAUUUGCUUCUCACGUGCGCUGAAUCAGUGCAACGUGGCGACGUCGCAUUGGCUGGAUCCUUGCUCGAAGAGAUGCGAGCGUUAUUGUCGCAUGUAAACACUGGAUGCGGCAUCGGGAAGGUCGCCGGAUACUUCAUCGACGCCCUGAACCGCCGGCUUUUCUCGCCACAAGCCGUAUGCGCCGGUUCUACUCUCGAGACCGAGAUCUUGUACCAUCACUUCUACGAGGCCAGCCCGUACCUCAAAUUCGCUCACUUCACGGCGAACCAAGCCAUCCUCGAGGCCUUUGACGGCCACGAUUGUGUCCACGUCGUCGAUUUCAACCUUAUGCAUGGAUUACAAUGGCCUGCCCUGAUCCAGGCCCUUGCCCUCCGGCCCGGUGGGCCACCCUUUCUCCGUAUCACCGGGAUUGGACCCCCGUCUCCCGAUGGGCGCGAUUCGCUACGUGAAAUUGGGCUGAAGCUUGCCGAGUUGGCCCGGUCCGUAAACGUCCGGUUCGCCUUUCGAGGAGUGGCAGCUUCACGGCUAGACGAUGUGAAGCCGUGGAUGCUCCAAGUCGGGCCGAGAGAGGCCGUUGCCAUAAAUUCGAUAAUGCAGCUCCACCGGCUACUAGCCCCGGACCCGAGCCGGGGUUCACCAAUCGACUCGGUUCUUGGAUGGGUUCGUGGCUUAAACCCGAAGAUAGUAACAGUGGUGGAGCAAGAGGCAAACCACAACCAACCAGAAUUCCUGGACCGUUUCACGGAGGCGCUGUACUAUUACUCGACAAUGUUCGAUUCACUGGAGUCUUGUGCGCUGCAGCCGGAAAAAGCCCUCGCUGAGAUGUACAUACAGCGGGAGAUAUGUAACAUAGUGUGUUGUGAAGGGUCGGCCCGGGAGGAGCGGCAUGAACCGCUGGCCAAGUGGAGAGCCCGGUUGGAUGGAGCCGGGUUCCGGGCGAUGCAUCUGGGGUCGAAUGCAUUCAAGCAAGCGAGUAUGCUAUUGACGCUGUUCUCGGCCGAGGGAUAUUCCGUGGAGGAGAACCAAGGGUGCUUGACGUUGGGCUGGCAUAGCCGUCCUCUCAUUGUGGCCUCGGCUUKGCAAGCCGUGCCCGAUACGAGCGCCCUUGCUAGAAUAAACAACAAUGCCUUGUAAUUAGUUUUUUUUUUAAUAAUAUUAUUUCUUUUUAAAUUCAUGUUAUUAUGUUCUAAUUUAGGGUUAUCUAUUAAAGGCUUAUCCUUCUUAGGGUU